GCCGGUGGCCGCGGGGCUCGGCAGUCCGGACCGAGCCAUGGAGCCGCCGGCGCCCGGCGAGGUGCGCAUGAGCCAGGCCAUCCGGCCAGCGCACGCCAACGCGCGCGGGGAGCUGAACGCGGGGCAGCUGCUCAAGUGGAUCGACGCCACCGCCUGCCUGGCGGCUGAGAAGCAUGCCGGGGUUUCCUGUGUUACAGCCUCAGUUGAUGACAUACAGUUUGAGGAAACAGCUAGAGUUGGACAAGUCAUAACCAUCAAAGCAAAAGUUACUAGAGCAUUCAGCACCAGCAUGGAGAUUAGCAUCAAGGUCACAGUUCAGGACACGUUCUCCAGAACUGAAAAACUUGUUAGUGUGGCCUUCUCUACAUUUGUAGUCAAGCCAGCCGGAAAAGAAAAGAUUCAUUUAAAACCAGUCACACUUCAAACUAAAAAAGAUCAUAUGGAACAUAAUCUGGCUUCUGAAAGAAGGAAAGUUCGACUGCAACAUGAAGAUACCUUCAGAAAUUUGAUGAAGGAACAUAGCAAGUUUGGUGAUCUCUUUUAUGAGGAAGCAGAAGGAAUGGUUUCUACAGGGGACACCUCUGUUCAGAGCAUUGAACUUGUCCUCCCACCCCACGCGAAUCAUCAUGGAAAUACAUUUGGUGGUCAGAUUAUGGCUUGGAUGGAAGCAGUGGCCGCUAUUUCUGCAAGCCGCCUCUAUGAGGCACAUCCUUUUCUGAAGUCUGUGGACAUGUUUAAGUUUCGAGGACCAUCUACAGUCGGAGAUCGACUUGUCUUCAGUGCAAUUGUCAACAAUACAUUCCAGACCUGUGUGGAAGUGGGAGUGCGCGUGGAGGCAUUCGACUGCCGGGAGUGGUCCGAGGGCCGAGGACGACACAUCAACAGUGCCUUUCUCAUUUAUAAAGCUGUUGAUGACAACCAAGAACCGGUCACAUUUCCACGAAUCAAACCCGUGUCAAAGGAUGACUUUAGACGGUAUCGUGGAGCUAUCGCCCGCAAAAGAAUUCGUCUUGGCAGAAAAUAUAUGAUUUCCUACAAAGAAGAAGUUCAACUUUGUGAAGAGUGGGAUAUAAACAAUCAGGUAUCCCUGAGUGAUGGCAAUGUGACGGCUCUCAAAAAUCUGGCAGCCAAAAGUGGUUGGGAGAUUACCAGCACUGUGGAAAAGAUAAAAAUAUAUACUCUGGAAGAGCAUGAUACUUUAUCUAUUUGGGUUGAAAAACAUGUGGAGAGACCAGCACAUACUGCCUAUCAUCUCUUGUCUGACUUUACCAAGAGGCCUCAGUGGGACCACCAUUACGUGUCAUGUAAGAUCAUAGAUCGGGUAAGUGAAGAUGAUCAGAUAUAUCAUAUUACAUGUCCUACAGUGAACGAAGACAAACCCAAAGACUUGGUGGUACUUGUGUCACGAAGAAGACCUCUCAAAGAUGACAAUGCUUUCACCGUGGCAGUGAAGUCAGUGAUUCUUCCAUCCGUCCCACCCUCUCCACAGUACAUGAGAAGUGAAAUUAUAUGUGCUGGGUUUCUCAUCCAUGCUACUGACAGCAAUUCAUGCAUUGUGUCUUACUUUAAUCAGAUUUCUGAUAGCAUCUUUCCUUACUUUGCUGGAAAUCUUGGUGGCUGGUCUAAGUCCAUUGAAAAUACAGCAGCUUCCUGCAUACAGUUCAUUGAGACUACUCCUAGUGAUGGGGUGAUAUGAACACUUUACAUGGUUUCUGUACUUUGGGCACAUCCAAAACUUCUUCAUAGUCUGCACUCAUUCCCUUCGCCAAGCGACCAACUGUGACCAAUCGCUCUGUAAAGGAAUACACAAGUCAGAAUAUAAGAAAAAUGACCAUCAAACACAGCCACCUAGAUUGGUACCGGUUCAGCAAAAGAACUAGUUUUGAUAUGGAUAAUCACAAAGAGGGAAGAUUCCAUCAUUAAAAAGUGAGCAAUUCUGUAAUUGAUUAUAACCCUUGAUUUCAGAGUACCACAGGCAAUUUCUCAUCCCAAUUAGGGAAAUGUGGUGACUGCUUUGCAAUGCACAAAUUGAUGAGAAAGCUCUUUCAUUCUUUCCCAGAGUUCAUCAUUAUAGAGUCAAUGAAUUCCAAGAGUCUGUAAACAGCAAGACUUAUGAAGCAUCAGUUCUAAAUGCACAAGAUUCCACCUGUGAAAUUAUACAACAUCUGCUUGUCAGUCUUGUCAUUUGGGAAGUGGCAAUCCUCCCAGGAGGGAGAAUUCAAAUUCCAUUUCAUCAUUUCAAUCUCGCUCCUUAAAACUUAGUAAAGACUAUCUUUUUCUAGACAAGACUGUAAACAAGAACUCUUGGUUUUUGAAAUUUGAAUGUUAGAGGGAAGUAGGAAUGAGCAAACUUACUUGAGAAGAACUAGAUGGUGUAAAAUAAAAAGAAAUGCGCUUUCCUCACUAAGAAGCAUUACGGGGCUUUUCUACUACGUGGCUUUCAUUCAUACAGGAUUAUCAUCAUUUUAAUCCAGGUAAAUGAAUGGAGCAAUCACCUCUACUUCCCCCAAAUCUGCCACAGAUACAGUGAACAUUUACAAAGCUGCUUAUAGGUUUAACAAGAAAAUAAAAAUCAGAUUAAGUAAUCUGUGAGAGGACAGUGAGUUAGACUACAGAGCAAUCUGCCUAUGAAGUUUCUGAUGACUCUGGGUAUUGUAUUUCAUUAGGCAGAAAUCAUUACUGGCCAGAUGCUGCGUAGAUAACAUUUCUGGCAGUUCUGGCAACCAACCCUGAAUGCUUCUAGUACAAGGUUUAUGUACGGAUAAUCAACCCAGGAAUGGCAAAAAUUAUUUUCAUAUCUAAUUUUUCUUUGUGAAUCAAUACUUUAAAGUAACAAAAUUAUCUCUAUUAUUAAAUUAAUUGAAUAGCUAAUGCAAAUGCUUAUAAGUAAGAUGCUUUAUAAAGUUAGGUAUAAUGGGCACUCUUCUCCCCACCUGAGAAUAUCAGCUAAUACUAUUAUACCCAGUGCUGAGAGUGAUGAGUAAGUCAUCACUGUAGUAGAAAAUGACAUUGUCUUAAAAUCAGUAGAACCUCAAAGAGUUAUGAAUAACAAGAUGCCACAGAGACAACCAAAGAAUACUAAAUUAACCCUUCUAAACAGAGGCCCAGAGAUCUCACCUGAAUUCUUACUUUCAGGACAAUCUUUCUUAAAAUGUUCCACAGAGCCACAAAGUUUGCAGCCACCACCUAUUGAAAGAAGGAAAUCAGUGAAAAAAUCACAUACUUACAUAGAAUUUUAAUGCCUCUAAGUCCUCUCAUAUCUUAUAUGACUCAAACAAUCUGUCAGUUGUAAAAGUAAAUGGAGCCAGGAACAUGGGCAGGUGCCACCACUCCUAUGAAAGAGUCUAUUCUCCAUUCCUCUCCACCUCACAGAACCAUUAUCUACCCACAAUUUUGUUUUGUUUUGUUUUAUUUUGGAAUUAUACCUGGUUAUGGUCAGGGGUUACUCCUGGUUAUGCACUCACGAAUUACUCCUAACAGUGCUCAGGGGACCAUAUGGAAUGCCAGGUCGGAUGCAUACCAGGCAAGCACCCUACCUGCUGUGCUAUCGUUCCAGCCCCACUAGCCAAAGUUUCUUGUGCUUGCUCUCAGGGGCAAAGUGGGAAAGAGAAAAGAAAUAAGAUGGAAGUCACUAGUCCUCUGCAAGGUCCAAGAGGCACUGCCCAGAAUCCAGAAGUCUGGUUCUUUACCAUGGUUCAAGGGACUAUGAACUUUUUAUUUUUUUUUUAAAUUUUUAUUAAUGAAACACCAUGAGGUACAGUCGUAGACUUACAAAUUUUUGUGCUUGGGUUUCAGUUAUACAAUGAUCGAACACCCAUCCCUCCACCAGUGCCCAUUCUCCACCACCACUGAUCCCAGUAUCCCUCCCACCCCCCAUUUCCCCCAUCCUACCCUGCCUCUUUUGUUCUCUCUCUCCUUUAGGGUGCUAUGGUUUGCAACAGAGGCAUUGACUGGCAAUCCUAUCCUGGGAGAAUCCUCCCAACACCCUUUAUUUGGUGCUCCCUUCUCGAUCUGAGCUGCCUUUUCCCCCAUGUGUGCGGCUAGCCUCCAAGCGGGACUGUGAACUUUUUAAUCUUAUGCAAAAUCUGCGCGCUGAUGGAUUUUUCCAAGGUGGAAGAUAGCCACAGUUUUUAAUGAUUCAUAAAUGACCUCCCCAACCCCCCCCCAAAAAAAACCAAAAACCAACCAAAACCAAAACCCAAAACCCAAUCAAACAAAAACCUUUAUCUAUCUGCUGUAGAAGUUAGAUAGGGGAACCAGUCAGAGAAGGAAUGACUUGUUUCAGUGACAACUAUCUGCCAGGCAUCUUAAUCCUAAUAAACUCCUAUAUGUCUACUUCAACAAUAUUUCAGGAUUGUGUGGCAUCUUGUUUUGUUUGGUUUUGUUUUUGUUUGGUUUUUAGACCAUUAUUCAGUGAUGCCCAAGGCUUAUUUCUGGCAGGGCUCGGGGAACUGUAUUGGGUGCCAGGGAUCGAACCUGGGUUGGCCAUGUGCAAGACAAACACCCUACUUACUGUAAUAACUCUCCAAUCCUUGUGAUGAAUCAGUCACUUAAUGGUCAAACACUAUUACUCAGUGGUCAAACAUUAUCAUGACCAUAAUGCUAAUAUUAAAUGACUUAGAAAAAUGGUACUCUUAAGUUAUCAAUCUGGCUGAAUUCUUUGUCUUAUGUGAUUGACUCCCAUUGCUACACAUUAAAAAAUAUCCCAGUCUUGGGAGCUGGAGCAAUAGUACAGUGGUUAGGAUGUUUGCCUUGCAUGUGGUUGACCUGGGUUCAAUUCCCAGCAUUCCAUAUGGUCCCCCAAGCACCGCCAGGAGCAAUUCCUGAGUGCAAAGUCAGGAGUAACUGUGCACUGCUGGGUGUGACCCCCCCCAAAAAAAAUCCCAGUCAUUUUGCUUUGUCAUUCAAAGCCUUCUAUCCCCAUCAUCCAAGUUGUCUGACCUACUUCAGAAGUUCAAAAUGAAAAGGUCCUUUGAGCAAUUCCCAAGCCCAAGUUUCUUUACCACUGUAGAGCAAAACAAUAGUGACAUCUGAAUAAUUUAUUUUAAUUCUCGUAACUCUUCCAGGUAAGUAAUGCAAUUCAUCAAAUUCAAAACAUAAGAUGUAUGCAGCAUUACAGAUUUCUCGAAUAAAAGAAAAACUGCUAAUAAUUCUGUGGCAACCCCCCCCCCCCAAGAUAGACAUGUUGAGUUCAGAGACACUAAAUGUGAAACAUAUCUAAGAAUCAAUGAAAUACAUCUUCACUUCCAGACA
Molecule: messenger RNA, 5253 nt
Organism: Sorex fumeus (smoky shrew)
Lineage: Eukaryota; Metazoa; Chordata; Mammalia; Eulipotyphla; Soricidae
Gene: ACOT12
Product: acyl-CoA thioesterase 12
Exons: 16
Coding region: 38-1696 (552 amino acids)
Cellular component (GO): extracellular exosome
Molecular function (GO): lipid binding; acetyl-CoA hydrolase activity
Source: RefSeq, a predicted model, not a curated record